Rattus rattus (black rat) is the source of this 2768-nucleotide messenger RNA. It is a transcript of the gene Tnip1, whose product is annotated as TNFAIP3 interacting protein 1. Gene Ontology annotation, biological process: negative regulation of canonical NF-kappaB signal transduction; regulation of transcription by RNA polymerase II; cellular response to lipopolysaccharide. The record is from RefSeq and is a predicted model, not a curated record. NCBI's taxonomy places the organism in Eukaryota, Metazoa, Chordata, Mammalia, Rodentia, Muridae.
CCGGGGACUUUCCCAGGGGCGUGGCGUGGCCCUAGCAUUUCCUGGUACCGGCCGGAGCUUAGGUUCGGCGAGUCUGGCGUCGGGCCCUGAAGCUCUCUCGUCCUAGGCUAGGUGGCCAUCACGGCAGGGGUUGAGCCACCCUCAUGGAAGGGAGAGGACCCUACCGGAUCUACGACCCAGGGGGCAGCACGCCUCUGGGAGAGGAGGUGUCCGCAGCUUUUGACCGUCUAGUGGAGGAGAAUACUCGGCUGAAGGGAAAAAUACAAGGGAUAAAGAUGUUAGGAGAGCUUCUGGAGGAAUCUCAGAUGGAAGCAUCCAGACUCCGGCAGAAGGCGGAGGCGCUGGUCAAGGACAGCGAGCUGCCUCCACCACCACCCGCUCCCUCCUUGGUCUCCUUUGAUCCCCUGGCUGAGCUCACAGGACAGGAUACAAAGGUUCAGGCACAUCCUACUACCAACACCACCACCACCACCACCACCACCACCACCACCACUGGAAACUCCAUGGAGAAGUCAGUGUCAGCCUCCAAGCCUCCAUCCAAUGGCGCCUCCUCUGACUUUGAAGUGGUCCCUCCUGAGGAGCAGAGUUCACCUGAAACUGGCCACCACCCUAGGAACGUGAUGGAGCUGGGGCCCCCACCCCCAGAGGACGGCAAUCUGAUGCUCCACCUGCAGCGCCUGGAGACCACCCUGAGUGUGUGUGCAGAGGAACCAGAUCACAGCCAGCUCUUCACCCACCUGGGCCGCAUGGCCCUCGAGUUCAACAGGUUGGCCUCCAAAGUGCAUAAAAAUGAGCAACGUACCUCCAUCCUGCAGACCUUAUGUGAGCAGCUGCGCCAGGAGAAUGAAGCCCUGAAGGCCAAGCUGGACAAGAGCCUGGAACAGCGGGAUCAGGCUGCUGAGAGGCUGCGGGAGGAAAACACGGAGCUCAAGAGACUGUUGAUGAACAGCAACUGCAAAGAGGGACUCUGUGGGCAGCCUGGCUCCCCGAAGACAGAGGGUGCUGGCAAGAAGGGCGUGGCCGGACAGCAGCAGGCCAGUAUGACGGCAAGUAAGGUCCCUGAAGCAGGGGCGUUCGGUACAGCUGAGAAGAAGGUGAAGUUGCUGGAACAGCAGCGCAUGGAGCUGCUGGAAGUGAACAAGCAGUGGGACCAGCAUUUCCGGACCAUGAAGCAACAGUAUGAGCAGAAGAUCACAGAGCUUCGCCAGAAGCUGGUGGACCUGCAGAAACAGGUGACUGAGCUGGAGGCUGAGCGCGAGCAGAAGCAGCGUGACUUUGACCGGAAACUCCUCCUGGCUAAAUCUAAGAUCGAGAUGGAAGAGACUGACAAGGAACAGCUGACAACAGAGGCCAAGGAACUUCGCCAGAAGGUCAAGUACCUGCAGGAUCAGCUGAGCCCACUCAUGAGGCAACGAGAGUACCAGGAAAAGGAGAUCCAGCGGCUCAAUAAGGCCCUGGAGGAGGCCCUCAGCAUCCAGGCCUCUCCGUCAUCCCCACCUGCAGCUUUUGGGAGCCCAGAAGGGGUCGGGGGCCAUCUGAGGAAGCAGGAACUGGUGACGCAGAAUGAGCUAUUGAAACAGCAGGUAAAGAUCUUUGAAGAGGACUUCCAGAGGGAACGGAGUGACCGUGAGCGCAUGAACGAAGAGAAGGAGGAGCUGAAGAAGCAGGUGGAGAAGCUGCAGGCCCAGGUCACCCUGACCACUGCCCAGCUCAGAACACUCAAAGAGGAGGAGAAGGCCAAGGAAGCCCUCAAACAACAGAAGAGGAAGGCAAAGGCCUCAGGAGAGCGCUACCAUGUGGAACCCCACCCUGAGCACCUUUGUGGCGCCUAUCCCUAUGCCUACCCACCCAUGCCAGCCAUGGUACCUCACCAUGCAUACAAGGACUGGUCCCAGAUCCGAUACCCUCCACCCCCUGUGCCCAUGGAGCACCCGCCCCCCCACCCCAACUCUCGCCUCUUCCAUCUGCCAGAGUACACCUGGCGUCCACCCUGUGCAGGAAUUCGGAAUCAGAGCUCUCAAGUGAUGGACCCGCCCCCAGACAGGCCUGCAGAGCCAGAGCCAGCUGACCUCAGAUUGCCAAAAGUGUAAAGGCCAUGUGCAUGUUCAGUGUGACCCAAGCCUUGGCAGAACCGAGGCUGGGAGGGGCAGAUGGCCCGCAUCCCCAGCCAAACUCUAACUGUUUACAAGACUAGGGAGAAUCUACCCAUGAGGCCUCCACCAGGUUCUUCUGGAUGCAACCAGGAGAAACUCAACACCCUGCCUCUUGCCAAGGCCAGGAGGCCUCACCUGGCUUCGACCUGCCAUCUGUUGCCGAGGCCACUGGCUUCCAUCCUAAGAGUGGGGUGCAACAAGACCCCUUCCUCUCAGAACCUCAAAGACUUGGUUCCAGGCUCUCCAGAGACCACACCCAGUUCGUGUGCAUGUGCUGUUUUUGCUUCAAGCUCAGUAGCAGGACCUGCCCUGCACCCCCUGCUCCUUACCCCUCUGUGAGGAAUUAGGGAAGAGGGCUUUGUCUCUAGAGCAGAAGAGAACAACGGGAUGGCCUGAUGCUGUCAUGCUCUCCACUGCACCUGUGUCAGCCUCCUGAGAGCCACCAUGAUCUGGAAUGAAGGCCACACCAGCCAGGUCUGCUAAAGGGCCCCAGACUGAAGAUGACCUCAGCCCCCACAGUUAUGUUUAUGGUGCCAGAGGUCUGUAUUAAGGUAGCUGCUGUUACUAGGCAGCUGUUUGCACAAAUCUUGGACAUAAAUCCAACUUGAGGAUCAA